This is a messenger RNA of Hyaena hyaena (striped hyena), 3313 nucleotides long. Its product is annotated as SPARC-related modular calcium-binding protein 1. NCBI's taxonomy places the organism in Eukaryota, Metazoa, Chordata, Mammalia, Carnivora, Hyaenidae. Gene Ontology annotation, molecular function: heparin binding; calcium ion binding; protein binding. The record is from RefSeq and is a predicted model, not a curated record. Gene Ontology annotation, cellular component: basement membrane. The annotation marks the transcript as partial. The transcript has 12 exons. Gene Ontology annotation, biological process: extracellular matrix organization.
UUCCUCAUAAGUGACCGUGACCCUCAGUGCAACCUCCACUGCUCCAGGACUCAGCCCAAACCCAUCUGUGCCUCUGACGGCAGGUCCUACGAGUCAAUGUGUGAGUACCAGCGAGCCAAGUGCAGAGACCCGACCCUGGGUGUGGUACAUCGCGGUAGAUGCAAAGACGCUGGCCAGAGCAAGUGUCGCCUGGAGCGGGCGCAGGCCCUAGAGCAAGCCAAGAAGCCCCAGGAGGCGGUGUUUGUCCCGGAGUGCAGCGAGGAUGGCUCUUUUACCCAGGUGCAGUGCCAUACUUACACGGGGUACUGCUGGUGUGUCACCCCAGACGGGAAGCCCAUCAGUGGCUCUUCUGUGCAGAAUAAAACUCCUAUAUGUUCAGGUUCAGUCACCGACAAGCCCUUGAGCCAGGGUAACUCAGGAAGGAAAGAUGACGGGUCUAAGCCUACACCCACGAUGGAGACGCAGCCAGUAUUCGAUGGAGAUGAAAUUACGGCCCCCACUCUAUGGAUUAAGCACUUGGUAAUCAAGGACUCCAAGCUGAACAACACCAAUGUAAGAAAUUCAGAGAAGGUCCAUUCGUGUGACCAGGAGAGGCAGAGCGCCCUGGAAGAGGCCAGGCAGAAUCCCCGUGAGGGCAUUGUCAUCCCUGAGUGCGCCCCCGGGGGGCUCUACAAGCCAGUGCAAUGUCACCAGUCCACUGGCUACUGCUGGUGUGUGCUGGUGGACACAGGGCGCCCACUGCCCGGGACCUCCACACGCUACGUGAUGCCCAGUUGCGAGAGCGACGCCAGGGCCAAGAGUGCAGAGGUGGACGAUCCCUUCAAGGACAGGGAGCUGCCAGGCUGUCCGGAAGGGAAGAAAAUGGAAUUUAUCACCAGCCUCCUGGAUGCCCUCACCACGGACAUGGUGCAGGCCAUUAACUCGGCAGCGCCCACUGGAGGUGGGAGGUUUUCAGAACCAGAUCCCAGCCAUACCCUGGAGGAGCGAGUGGUGCACUGGUACUUCAGCCAGUUGGACAGCAACAGCAGCAAUGACAUUAACAAGCGGGAGAUGAAGCCCUUCAAGCGUUACGUGAAGAAGAAAGCCAAGCCCAAGAAGUGUGCCCGGCGUUUCACCGACUACUGUGACCUGAACAAGGACAAGGUCAUCUCACUGCCUGAGCUGAAGGGCUGCCUGGGUGUUAGCAAAGAAGGUGGUAGUGUUGGCAGCUUCCCCCAGGGAAAAUGAGCAGGUCCAAACUGAUGCAUAGGACGCCUUGUCUAAGGAGCGGAAAACCAAAGGGCAGGUGGAGAGGCCAGGGAGGCAGGACGGACCAUCCGAUACCAUCCGACACCUAACCAUCGCCCAUCCCACCCCCCCACCCCCGGCCCAGCCACAUCCCGUGUAACAUAAGUGGUGCCCACCGUGUUUGCACUUUCGAUAACUCUCAUUUGCGCGUUUUCUUUUUGGUUUCAUUUUUUAAACACCAGUAUCUAAUACCACAGUGGGAAAAGGAAAGGGAAAAAGACUGUUGAUUCUCUUAUUGUAUGUUUUUGGAUCUGCUACUGACAACUUUGAGGGUUUUUUGGGGGGAGCGGGGGAGGGCAUUUGUUGCUGGGACUGAGAAGAAAGAGAUUUAUAUACUGUACAUAAAUAUAUAUGUAAAUUGUAUAGUUCUUUUGUACAGGUGUUGGCAUUGCUGUUUGUUUAUUCCACCCCCUUCCCUGCUCUCAUGGGGCUCUGGACACACGACCCAGCUUCCUAGAACCCAGAACUGCACCCCCAGCCAUUCCGGAGACCGACCCCUGUGUGCGUGUGCACAUAUCAUAGACUCCAUGGCGUCUUUUCUGGGGGAGAGGAGGGCACUGCCCCCUGCUUUAAUGUCAGAUCUGGCAAAUCACUGGGAGGCUGGCCUUCUCAAGCAAGGCUGGGGGGCAGGUGGGAGUUGCGCCUAGAGGGCAGGCAACAGCCAGCCCUGGCUCCAGAUCCCCCUGCCCACGUGUUCCUGCUCUCCAGACCGUCAGGCAGCCCAGACUCCAUCCGUGGCGGCACCCAUAUCUUUGUGACCCACCGCGCAAACGAUCCUCAGAUGAUUUGCAUUAGGCCGCUUGAAACAUUUUCACCCACAUUCAGCUUCUACUCUCUGUAAAGCAUGAGAGGGGAGGCAAAGAAGAAAACGACACACAGUGGGGCCUUCUAUUUAGUAGAUUUUUGAUGUGUAAGUGAUGGAGGGAAGAGGACAGAAGGCCCACACUGAUGAGUGCAGUGCCAGCCUCCUGCAAAUGCACGAGUGAGGCUUCCCGAGACAGACUCUCUCAGCAGCAAGGUCAGACCGGGGCUUCUCACCCCCUUUCUCUCUCCUCUGCCAUCCUGACCUCAGUGGUUACCACAGGCUGGAGUGGGGAGCUCAGUGAGUCACCUCGUUGUUAACUCAGUAGUUUCUUUGGUUUUUAACCCAAUACUGAGAUUCUUCCUGUUCCUCCCAGAUGCUUCUUAGGCUUCCCAGGCUCAAGGCCAAUUCCAGAGCGAAACUGAUCUUGGGCCUCCUGCCUCUGCCUCCUUUAGAAGCGCAGGGAUAAUAGCCCAGCUAGGGAGGGAAAUCCAGACCUAGUUUUCCGCACACAUUUUCCUGGGAUUCCGUUGUGGGCUGUCCAGCCUUCCGCUGCCCCGGUGGCUGUGCCCAUUCAGACAGUGUCAGAGAGCAACAAGUGACACUUAGCAUCUUUUCCCAUGGGCCGCCAUGGUGGUGUCAAAGGAAAGCGAGUAGCCCAAGACUGACGCCCCUGUCGGAUGGCUCUUGGGAAUCUGGCCUCCUCUCAUAUCCCAGCCAGCAUUCUCAUAAGCGCACCCGCCAUGGCAGACUGUGUGUCCCAUUUGGGGUCUGGAAGGCAUUGGCACCAUAAAGCACCGGCCCACUCAAGGCCCUGCUGAGGGAGGGCCCAGCGAGGGGGAGCGCAGCUUUCUCAGGACAUGCUCUGGCGGGGCCUCAGGCUAGAGAAGGUUCUUGCUCUCGCGGAGCAAGUCCUGGAAGGUAUCUCAGGGGGACUGGAGGCCCUAUCCCAGCAUGGUAGGGAGGAAGGGGAGCCCCCCACCCCCACUGGCCUGGACCAGAUGACUUGGUGUGCUACAUGGACCUUCCUGGACGCCCCGGGCCUGAAGGAAGCAGGAAAGAGAGGGCGCCCCCCUGUGGAAAUUCAGAACCCACCCCCUCAACCUUGCCAUCUGCUCUGUCCCACACGUGUAGGCGGCGUUGUGUGGCUUUCCUUUGUGAGGAGGGGGGGCGGAGACUAUUUGUAGCUUGUUUUAUAAAAAAUAAAAAUGGUAAACCUUGGUA